AUUUAAGUAGAGGAAGCCGUCUCCCCUUCGUCCGCUAGGGUUCCGAAGCCACGUGCGGAGAGGCUCCCCGAGUUCGCUGGAUUCCGGAGAGUCGAACGCGUGGUGCUACCGGCGGAGGGCAGCAACGGUGGGGAAGCGUCGCGGGGUUACUCGAUCUCCCCGGUGGCACAAUGGAGGCGUCGGACGUGAAGGGGAUCGAAGAGAGAGACACGCUGAUGGAGGAUGGAGCUCAAAAAUCCUCGGAAAUGGUCUCAGUUGGUUAUGAUUGGAAUAAUUUUCAAGCUUUGCUAGGUGACAUCCCAAAUGAUUUUGAAUCUUGGACUUCACUUAUAGCACAUAUUGAGAAGGCUUACCCUAAUGACCUGGAAAGGAUAUGUUUGGUUUAUGAUGCCUUCUUGUCUGAGUAUCCUUUAUGCUAUGGUUAUUGGAAUAAGUAUGCAAGUAAUAGGGCACGACUAUGCACUUUACAUGAGGUUGAGGAAAUCUAUGAACGGGCUGUCCAAGCAAUACCAUAUUCUGUUAAUCUGUGGGUCAGUUACUGUACAUUUGGUGCCUUAUCAUUUGAAGAUCCUGCUGACGUACGGAGAUUAUAUGAGAGAGCUUUGUCCUUUGUUAAGAAAGACUACUUGUGCUAUCAGCUGUGGGAUAAAUACAUUGAAUUUGAAUAUUCACUGAAGCAGUGGAGUCAGCUAGCUCAUCUUUACAUUAGAACACUAGUAUUUCCCACAAAGAAACUGCAAAGCUAUUAUGAAAGAUUUAAAAGGUUGAUUGAUAUGUGGUCAAAAGAGAUGGGUUGCCAGCAUGAUCUUGAUUUUCCAAGAGAAAAUACACAUAGUCAUGGGCUGAUAGAUAUCAAGGAUAGUGAAUAUGUAGAAAUCUCAAACCUAAUUAGAGAAUUUAUGGAUCAGAAAGCUUCAAAGUAUGCAUUUAAAAAAUUCCUAUCCAUCGGACAACAAUUAUAUCAGAGAUCAAGACAGAUAGAUGAAAAGAUCAGUUGUUUUGAAGCACAUAUCAGAAGGAAUUAUUUUCAUGUGAAGCCAUUGGAUUCUGGUCAGCUUGAGAACUGGCAUCAUUAUCUUGACUUUGUUGAAACACAAGGAGAUUUUGACUGGAUUGUAAAACUUUACGAGAGAUGUUUGAUUGCUUGUGCUAAUUACUCAGAGUUCUGGAUUCGAUAUGUUGAAUUUGUGGAAGCAAAGGGUGGCCGCGAGUUAGCAAAUCAUGCACUGACUCGAGCAGUGACUGUCUUUCUUAAGAAAGUCCCAGCUUUUUGCAUCUACAGCGCCAUGUUUAAGGAGAAAAUUGGUGAUGUCUCUGGUGCACGUGCUCUAUUUCUUCAGCGGGAUAUGGAUUUAGCUUCUAACUUGGUUGAAACUGUUUAUAGAGAAGCAAACAUGGAAAAGCGCAUGGGGAACACUGAUGUAGCUUACCUGAUAUAUGAAAAAGCAAUUGAAUUGGCUAAAGAAAAGGGGAAUCUGAAAAUCAUUCCAAAUUUGUACACUAAUUUUGCUCGUUUUACAUUUGUGGCAAGUGGUAGCUUUGAGGCAGCUAGAGGAGUUUUCGUCAAGGGUAUUCAGCAAUUACCAUGCAAAUCAAUCCUGGAGGGAUUGAUACACUUUGCAACAAUUCAUGGUGGAGCUUCUGAGAUACCUGUACUGGACACAAUUAUUGCAAAUGUAAUAGAGCCAGAAUCAAAUGUAUAUGGAGCUUUGGGUUUGCAAGAUCGUGAAGACAUAUCUAGGUCAUUCUUAGAGUUCAUGGACCUUUAUGGAAAUAUUCAUGAAAUUAGAAAGGCAUGGGAUCGCCAUAGGAAACUUUUCUCGCAUAUUAUGAGAGUACCACUCGACCGUACAUUUGUGGAGAAAAGCAGUAUACACAAGAGCAAGGACGGAAGGAAGGGAACAGUGAGUGCUGUUUCUCGUAGUGGUUGUUUUGAUAACAGCAAUCCAGCCCUGGGUAUGCAUCAGGUGAAACACUCACCUGCACAAUAUAAUGUUGAUAUCCUUUCAGAAAGGGAUGCAACUAGCAACUUGCAUUUGGAGAUAGAUAAAAAUAGUGCAAAGGAAAUACAGGGACAGGAUGCUAAAUUACCAGAGCAGCCUAUGAUGGAACAGAGUGGACCGCAUGUCAUCACUAAUGAGCAAGUUCAUGAAGCUCCUGCUACGGCUCAAGUAACAGAUGUCCCCUUGGAAUGCUCUAAGAUUGAAAAUGAUAAACCUGAACACAAUUCAGAUGACAACAUAAGACCACCUUCGCGCGACAAUCUCCAAAUGAAUUCUCCAGACUCUGACAGUCGGCAGGUGACUUUGAACACUCUAGUUGAGACUGAACUUUCAGAACAAGUAAUUACGGUUCCAUGUGGCAGCAAAGUUCACGAUGGUAUGGACACAGUUGAGGCCUCUGGAUGUGAUGAACCUGAUCCAUUGGACAUGAAAUUAAGCACAUCUUCUCAAGCUGAUUUUCAGAAAGAUGAGUCACAUUCGCAUCAAGCUACUGAGCCUCCUGCUAUAGCUGCAGAAUUGAAAUUGCAACAGCAACAGAGCGCUCAAUCAAAGUCUAAAUUGAAGCAUGAUUUACCUGUUAGUAUUGCAUCUCCUCAACUUGAUAGCAGCGGAGGAAGCUGGACCCAGAUGAGCUAUGGAAGGCAGGCUCCUGAAGAAGUUACCUCAUCUCAUCAGCAUAGCCAAGCAUCACAACCUCAGCAAGGGCAGGUUCCUGCACAGAUCCAGAACCCUUCUGCUGGAACUAGCUCACAGCUUCUUAUGGAUCAAAGUCAUCCAUGUCAGUCUCAGGUUUGGACAAGCACGCAAGCUCAGCAGGCUAACCAAAUCCAGCUUCUGUAUCAGAUGGCUGCUGCUCAAGCCUACCAAAAUGGCAACUAUGCUUGGGCAGGGCAAAAUAUGCAGCAUCAGGGUUUGGUAUAUGUGCAACCCCAACCCAGCCCUCAACCUGCUUCUCAAGCCCAAACUCUAGUUUACCAGCAACUGCACCAGAACAGUGAACAAUAUGGAUAUUCUCAAAGUGGCCAAGUGUUUGCACCUCAUAUCUGGCAUUAUUAUCAGCAACAAUUGUACUAUCUGCAACAGCAACAGCAGCAGCAGCAGCAGCAACAACAGUCAUCACAGAUUUCACAGGCACAACAACCACAAGAAUCUCUCUCUCAGCAGCUGUCACUGGAGACCCAACAAUUGCUCCUCCAACUACAGCAGCAACAAUACCAACAACUUAACCAACAGGAGCCGCAACAAAACCUUUCUUCGCCAACGCAAAACCAGAACCAUCAACAUCAGCCGCAGCAAAAACCAUCUCAUCUUCAGCAACAGAAUGAGCAGGCUAAUCAGACACAAGAACAGCAGCAGCUUUUAUACCUGCAACAACAGCAGCAACAGAUGUAUCUUCAUCAGCAGCUGUACCUGCAGCAGCAACAGCAGCUACUUCAACAGCAGAUGCUCCAGCAGCAACAGCAACAAGCACCACAACAAUUUUUCCAACAGCAGCAGCUACUACAACAACAGCAACAACAACUUUUGCUACUACAGCAGCAGCACCAACAGCAGCAACUAUUACAGGUGCAGCAGCUAGAGCACCAACAGCAGCAGAGAUUCGAUGCAUCAGAAAUUCAAGUUCAACCGACUAGUUCUCAUCUUCAGGCUGAAGAGGCCAACUUGAUGAAAGUUGAGCAAACUACGGGUUCUCAGUCAUCGACCCCCCAGCGGACUCCCACCAAGCAGUGAUUAUGUUUGUCCAAGUCCAAAACUUAUGAUGGUUAUGUAGGCAUCUGUUGAAGUUUCUUCGGUCGAAGGAUGAUUUGGGACCGCCUCCGAGUUGAACUAGAUUUGAUAGAAUCAAGUAUUCCGGAUGUUCGAGUGAGUGCACCAAAUGAUAUGCCGACUGACUCGCAUUGGGGAAAUUCGUGAUGCGGACGUAUUAAUGAUCGCCCAGGUUCCAUGAAGUGAACUAGAUUUGAUAGAAUCAAGUAUUCCAGAUGUUCGAGUGCACCAGGUGAUUUGCCAACUUGUAUCGUUGGAUAUUAUUGGAAAUUCUUGAUCGCCCAUGAGACUUCCAUAUGAAAUCAUCACUAAUUAUAAAUGUUCUUAGGGUUUAAAA
Molecule: messenger RNA, 4107 nt
Organism: Musa acuminata subsp. malaccensis (wild Malaysian banana)
Lineage: Eukaryota; Viridiplantae; Streptophyta; Magnoliopsida; Zingiberales; Musaceae
Product: pre-mRNA-processing factor 39-2
Biological process (GO): RNA processing; mRNA 5'-splice site recognition
Cellular component (GO): commitment complex; U1 snRNP; U2-type prespliceosome
Molecular function (GO): protein binding; pre-mRNA 5'-splice site binding
Source: RefSeq, a predicted model, not a curated record